AAGUUCAUUCUUUGUGGCUGUCUCGGGGUUUCGCUUGUCUUGCUUUCAUCUCUCCUUCUUUGCAGCAUCGUUAAUCUUCCUUCGAGACCUAGUAAUAAGGGGUGCUUUGUUUGAUGAGAUUGUACUCUGGAUCUGGAUUUGAUGUUGAUGAGGUGUCCUUGUUGAAGUUAAAGGCAGCGUGAGAAGCAGCGUUAAAGGGGCCGUCAAAGGCGGUGUUAAAGAAGGGGGAGGAGGGGGGGGUCAGAGGCGGCAUUAAAGGCGGAGGCGUCGUUAAAGGCUGCGUCAGAGGGAGUGUUAAAGGGAACGUCAGAGGCCGCAUUAAAGGUGAUGGCAGAGGCGAUCAUAACGAGGCUGUCAGAGGCAGUACUGGCCCUCGUUGAGAAAACUAUUAUACCAUCGGCGCCAGGCGUUGCGGAAACCAUGCCCAUCCUUGCCGCUAAGGAAAAUGAAUCUGACGAUAUCUCAGCAAACAGAGACGAAGCUUCGGACGGGCCAUUUCUGAGCAUAAAUACAAGUCCUCUUUCAAUAUUUUCGGAAAAUGAAAUGGAUAUUGAAGCAAAUAGAGGCAAUGCUUGGGAUGGAUCGGGUGAGAAUUACAGAGAGGGAAAUGAAUCUGAUGAUAUCUCAGCAAACAUAAGUGCCGCUCCGGACGAGGAACGUCUGAUCCCAAAUAUAAGUGCUGUUGAUAUUGAAGUAAAUACAGGCAGUGCUCAGGAUGGAUCGGGUCAGAAUUACGGAAAGGUUCCUUUAUGGGAGUGGAUUUUUGUUGUCUCCAACUUGAUCGUGGAGCUUCCCUCAGCUGUUUUUGACCAGCUUUCGUCUCCGCAUAAGCCUCUUUAUGCGCUAAUGGUGAUGGCGUUGUCCCUCGUAGCCUUGGUUCUUUGUGUCAUUUCGUUGCUCUACAAGGGAGUAAAUGAAAGAAUCACCUUCAAGUGGCCAAGGGGCAGAAUACCCUGGUUAUAUUAUCGCUCCCAAGAUCACAAGCGUUUUGGAGCCUUUGCAGAUAUCAUUGGCUUAGUUUGUGCCAUAUCACAAUGCAUUGUUACAGCAAUUAAUUAUGAUUUUGCGCGCAGAGCUGCUGGUAGUUCUAUCAAAUUCUCAUUGUUGCCUACUAUCUUUGCUCUUGGCCUUUUAUGUUCAAGAAUUUUAGAGACUGUAGAGAAAAAGGCUUCAGAGAGACAAGAUCGUUGAGGACGGUUUCUGAUCAAGUUACGGGAUUACAGUUGUGAAAGUUGUGCACGUGAGUUUAAUAUAAGGCUUGUAUCUAAGUUGAUACUAAUUGGCGCCCCCUCACGUGUAGACUAGGUAUGAAGAUCAAUUCCUGUCACGUCCAUGCUCGGUAUUUUUAACUUUAGGUUUUGUCAAGUAGACAAAUAACAAGUUUCUCAUGACAAAAUCUAAGUUUUGAUAUCAUGUGAAAGUUGUGCAUGUGAUCUCAAUACAAAAAUUGCAUCUAACUUAAAACCAAUUAACAAUAGGUGAAGUAGUCUUCUUUUUAUUUAACUCACAAAUUUUUUAUUUUUAUACUCGAUGUGAAAUUUUUCCAUUUAACAGUAUUAUUACUGCAAAUGGACAUAACUCUUCGGUUCUUCCUGUUGUGUUGUGUUUUAAGAAUGCUAUAAUACAAAAUCUAUAAUAUUUUCUUAUUGUUCAUUUCAUUUUUUUUCUUAUUAAUAAUAUUUUCCCAUUGGGGCCUGCACAGAACAGAGCCACCGCCAUGUUCUUCGAAUUCUGAUCAGCUUUUCAAUUUUUGUGAAGUUGUUAGAAGGCAGAGUAUUCUCUUAUUGCCU
Messenger RNA from Rubroshorea leprosula, 1790 nucleotides. The record is from the annotation of a GenBank genome assembly. Lineage: Eukaryota; Viridiplantae; Streptophyta; Magnoliopsida; Malvales; Dipterocarpaceae.